This is a messenger RNA of Aedes albopictus (Asian tiger mosquito), 757 nucleotides long. RefSeq lists its product as uncharacterized. The record is from RefSeq and is a predicted model, not a curated record. NCBI's taxonomy places the organism in Eukaryota, Metazoa, Arthropoda, Insecta, Diptera, Culicidae. Gene Ontology annotation, cellular component: Set1C/COMPASS complex. The transcript has 2 exons. The coding region runs from base 77 to 544 and encodes 155 amino acids.
AAUCACAAUUUCGGAAGUUCCGUUGAAUAAAAAUUCAACAUCAUAUAAUUUUCGUUUACACAACGAGUCGAGCGUUAUGCCUAGUCGCGGUGUCAUUAAGUCGGGUGUGAAAAGUGAUAAAGGGGCGAGGCCAAAGGAAACUGUGGUUGGUGAUCAAAGUGCUGGUGGUGGUGGUAAUCCCGAAGUGGUGGUUGUAGAUGAAACCAUGGAAGGGCAUACGUGCAAGACGUGUCGAGGACCGGACACCGAAGACAUGGUACAGUGCGACAGAUGCGAUGGAUGGUUUCAUUUUUCCUGCGUGGGCGUUUCAGAAGAGGUUGCUGACAAGAGCUGGAGUUGCACUAACUGCGUUACCGCGAAAUGGAUCCAGCGAACUAAAACAGCUUUGGAAGAAAGUGCCCUACACAGAAAGGAGAACAUCGGUCGGUAUCCCAGAAACCUACCUCGUCAGUACAACUCCCAAUGGACGCAGUUGAGCAAACAAGAUUGGAUCAACAGAAGCAUCAAUCGGCUCCGCCAGUUGACAGCAAUGGUGCAGGCAUAGGAAUUCCACGAGACGUAGAAAAGGCACUGUCGGAGAUUUCUGUUUCCUCUUCACAAAAAUCAGCGGUACAGCGAGCGAAGCUACAGUUAAUGCGGCUGGAGGAAGAACGGCUGUUUCAGCAGCAGCAAGACGAACGUCGGCGAGCCGCGGAAGAAAGGGCUGCGCAGGAACAUAGAGAGUUCCUGGACAAGAAAUACCGUCUUCUAGAAGAAG